This is a messenger RNA of Pyricularia oryzae 70-15, 2239 nucleotides long. Its product is annotated as serine/threonine-protein phosphatase 2A activator 1. Gene Ontology annotation, cellular component: protein phosphatase type 2A complex; nucleus; cytoplasm. Gene Ontology annotation, biological process: mitotic spindle organization. Bases 221 to 1702 code for a protein of 493 amino acids. The record is from RefSeq and is a predicted model, not a curated record. Gene Ontology annotation, molecular function: protein tyrosine phosphatase activator activity; peptidyl-prolyl cis-trans isomerase activity. Lineage: Eukaryota; Fungi; Ascomycota; Sordariomycetes; Magnaporthales; Pyriculariaceae. The transcript has 3 exons.
CACAUUGGACCUACCUGAGCUAAGUAAGGUAUCUGCCCAGGUUGAACGUCAACCAAGCAAAAGGAAGCAGCUAAGGGGGAAAUAAGAACAAAAACGACCCGAUGGCUAACGGUCGAAUCAUCGAUCGAGCAUAAUCCGCUGCAAGUUACAGAUCAAGCCAUAGAAAUUCAGCCAUACCCGGAGCAUCAGAGCAAGACGGCGGUGCCUUUACCCCGCGAUCAUGGAGCCACCUCCGAAACCGGUCCAGCUCCCUAAGCUCGAAAUCCUCCCACGAGGCAAGGGUUGGAAGUUCCAAGCCCCAACGAAAAAGAUUAACGACGGUGCAGACGUCUCACAUUUCCUGACCUCGAAAGCCUACCGCGACAUUUGCGUCUUCGUGCUCCAGCUGAACCGCUCAUUAUGUCCCCGCAAAAAAUCAGGGGCGCCCGCCAACGCCGGCACAGUUUUCACGCUCGCAUCUCCGCGCGACGACCCACCAUCCGUUAGACGGCUGCAGACACUCCUCGACAAGGUGGUUGCGAUAGUUGACGAGACGCCGCCCGACCCGGGACCCCGCAGGUUUGGAAACAUUGCCUUUCGGACGUGGCACAAGCACCUCGAGGACAGGGUUGACGCGCUCCUGGCAGGGUCUAUCGCGCCCGAGAUUCUGUCCUUUGAUAAUGAUGGAGAGCAGCCAAAAGCCGACGAUUCUGCAGAGGGAAAGGCCGACGAGCACAAGAUAAUCUCAACAGCUAGCGCCAUCGACGAGUUGAGGGCAUAUUUCCUUGGAAGCUUCGGCAGCUCACAAAGACUUGACUACGGAACAGGACAUGAGCUGAGCUUCCUGGCAUUCUUGGGUGGCUUGUGGAAGUUGGGCGCAUUCACAGACGGGCCAGAGUCAGAUCACGGUGACAUUGAGCGGAGUAUUGUGCUCGGUGUUUUUGAGCAAUACCUCAAGGUCAUACGGAAGCUUAUUCUCACAUACACCUUGGAGCCAGCCGGGUCACAUGGCGUCUGGGGUCUCGAUGACCACUCUUUCCUCCCAUACAUAUUCGGCUCGGCGCAACUCACCCGCCCAAUCUCCGAAGACGAGACUAUGCCUCUGGAAGGCUCCGUGAUGCGCGCCCCAAAACUCGGGGAUAUUACCAAGGUCGAAACUGUCGAGGUGCAACGCGAGCUGAACAUGUAUUUUUCUGCCGUCGGAUUCAUCAACGACGUAAAGAAAGGUCCCUUCUGGGAGCACAGCCCCAUGCUCUGGGAUGUUUCUGGCAUCAAGGACGGUUGGGGGAAGGUGAACAAGGGCAUGAUCAAGAUGUUUAACGCCGAGGUUCUAUCCAAGUUCCCGGUUGUUCAGCAUUUCCCCAUCGGCUCCUUGUUCUCCUGGGAAGUGGAUCCGGAAGCACCAAUACCAACACAGAGUGUACACAUGCAGAAUCAGCCUGUCUUCGCGGCUACAGGACAGGCGCCUAUGGGAAUGCCACCAACGGGCAUGCCACCGCCACAGUUGAAUCCUAUGGGCGUCUCAAUGGGCACGGCUGCACCGUGGGCGCAAGGGGGUCGGAUGCCUGCGCCGGGGAUUUCUUCUCGGGUGCAGCAACCGGUGACUGGAACGACAAGGCCUCCGCCUCCCGACCCAGUUGCGAGACAAAGCGGGGGGCCUGCAGCUGCAAGUAGCGGGACGAAUGAUGGGCAAGCGGGCUUGACAAAAGCUCCAUGGGCAUAGUAUAGACCUAGUCGCGUGUAUGAGAGCCGAUAUUGGAUUCCUUAUAAAGUGCACGCACUUGGCUAUCAGGAUGAACAUGAUGCAGAACAUGAAGAAAUAGGAUGAAGAACAAGAUGUGCCGCGUGUAAAGGCACGUUCGCCAUUUUGCGGGGUAUUGAAACUGAUGAAAACAAUAACAAACAACGCAUUGAAACCAAAAGAGAUGUCGUCUCAAGCCUUGUGUCUUGGCUUGUCUUGGACAGUGUCGGAUCCACCAAUUUCGACAAGGAACUUUGAAGGGCAAAAGAUCAAUUUAGAACCUGGAAAAAAGACCUUUGAAAGCGCAGACGUAGUGAUAGGCUAGCCGACACAAGACAAGUUUCCGAAGCAUAUCAUGCCGUCGGCGCAACGGGCGCGGCAGCCGCGGUAGGGGCAGCCGGUGCAGCAGCAGGUGCAGCAUCAGUUGCCUGGGGCUUCUUCUCCUCAGCCUUGUCAGUCUCGAUAGCGGGGGCGGCAGGCUCGGCCGGGGUCGGCGCAGGCGCCGCGGAGGCUUCAGCG